This is a messenger RNA of Oenanthe melanoleuca, 2699 nucleotides long. It is a transcript of the gene MGARP, whose product is annotated as mitochondria localized glutamic acid rich protein. The transcript has 6 exons. Gene Ontology annotation, cellular component: mitochondrial outer membrane; mitochondrion. Bases 69 to 707 code for a protein of 212 amino acids. Gene Ontology annotation, biological process: anterograde axonal transport. The record is from RefSeq and is a predicted model, not a curated record. NCBI's taxonomy places the organism in Eukaryota, Metazoa, Chordata, Aves, Passeriformes, Muscicapidae.
CGCGGCAGCGCCGCCGCCGCGAGCAGCCGAGAGCCGGCUGCGCUCCGCCGGGCCGCUCCGCCAGCACCAUGUCCUUCUGCAGGGCCGCCUCGCAGGCGCUGGCCUCCCGCCUGAGCCGCGCUCCCGCCGCCGCCAGCCGCCUCCAGCAGCGUGCACCUCCUCGCCAGAUGUCAACUGGGAAUGUUCCUGGCUCUUCUAGAGACAGCAUGAUGAUCUAUCUCCUUGCUGGUGUUGCUGCUUUUGGUGGUUUAUUUUAUGCCUACAGAGCAGUCAGCUCAUCACGCAGCAAGUAUAUUGAACACACAAAUGCUCUUCGUGAGAGAGAUGAGGAGCAGAAAAGCAAUCUUUGGUCCAGGAAGGAAGGUGAUGGAGAAGAGGUGGAUGAAGUCCCUGCAGCAGAGAAGGCCACGGAAGAGGCUGAUGCAGCAGCUGCUGGUGAACCUGCAGCACCGGAGGAGAGUGCUGGACCCACAGCACAGGAGGAGAGUGCUGGACCCACAGCACAGGAGGAGAGUGCUGGGCCACCCCCAGGAGCUGGAGGGGAGGAUGACUUACAGCCUCCAGAGGUGUCCCCUGCUGUGGAGGAAGCACAGCAGGAAGCUGCUGCUGAUUCAGAAGCUGCUGCUGAUCCAGAAGCUGCUGCUAAUUCAGAAGCUGCUGCAAAUUUGGAACUUGCUGCUAAUUCAGAAGCUGCUGCAAGUUUCUGAGGAGGAGAAGACACCUGAAGAAGUUGCUAAGGAGCCCUAAAGUAAGCAGUGCGGAUGCCUUUGGGAAUUUAAUGCAAAUAUUUGUGGCAACCAACCAGCUGAUUCCUGUGUGAAACCUCAUACUCUUCCUUGAAGACAUAAAACUGUGCAGUUUGUCCUACCACACACUGGUCAUCACAGCCAGCAUCCAGUGCUGCAAGAGAUGAUUUCUGCUGCCUAGAGAAACGCUUCUGUGACUAACAUCUCUGCUGUAGAAAGUAGCAUCCAGCCAAGCCACUCAGCAUGUCCCAAAUACAUGUGCUAAGAGAAGCAGUAGACUUAACUAAACCAUGCCAGAAAAACUCCUCCCAUGUCUUUAUUGUCUUGAUAUGUACAGUGAUUUCUUACCUUUGGUCCAAACUGUUGUGCAUAGUUACACCCGUGUAACAUUCCAUGCUAAAAUGUAGGCAAAAGGUUUUGAAGUCAAGUCAAAAUAUUAUACAUUAUAAAUGAUACAAAAUAUUAUACCUGUUAGCGUUUUUAAAUUGGAUCACAGGGAAAAUAACAAAGUGUUUGCUCCUGUGGUUGUAAGCAUAGGACAUCUGGCUGCACAUGAUCAAUUUCCCCCCUGAAUAAACAUUUCAGAUUCUACCAUUCCUUGCACAAUCACAUCCAGGAGUAAACAUUUGAAGGGUUCUGCUUUGGGAAGAAAACCUGUUCACAAGCAGUAGGUACUUUGUAGCAUGGAAAUCAAAAAAUAGCACUGGUUGGUGUUAUCAUGUAUCAAAGUAGUGGCUCCUGCCUUGGGUGUGCUGGGCUGUGCUCCUCCCAAAUCUUAUUCAGCUUCCUGGGGUCUUUCUGUGUUGCUCUGUGGCCUGUAGUGGUGGUGUAACAACACGAAGGUUUGGUGUAAACCUUCAGUCUGGUACAAAUCACAAGCCUCUUCUGCCAUGGCAAAGCCUGUCUCUAAGCACUUGCACACAGAGAGAAAACCCUGUGAAGGGCUAUGCAACAGGGGUUCAAAUGGACAGGCAUUCUUAGGGACUAAGAAAGAGCUGAAUAGCUAAAUAACCUUGUUUUCUCAGUAUUAGCUUAAUUAAAAAUACAUCUAAAAUGAAUAAAAGUUUUGUAUGCCACUGUGCUCCCAUUGUGCUACGUGCACGAGUGUGCAUCUAAAAUAAAUACUGAGACCCCACUGGAGCCAUCACAGAAUGGCAAUAAUUCUAAAUCAGAGCCAAAUAAGAUAUAUUAUGCACUAUUUAUAUAGAAAGUGUGUUUCAUAAAGGUGUGUCUGACUCCUUUCUCUUCAAGCAGAAAAAUGUUGAAAGGGAAAUGACAGCAUUCUGACAUUCCCACCCACGGCACAAAGCAGCACAUGCUCCUUCCCCCAUCAUAAAGCAAAUUAUAAUAGUGUUCCAGCAAAAAUAUAGCCUGUUGCUUCUGGACCUACUUAGGAAUAACUGGAAUAAUGCAGAGGCAAAAGCAGGCUCCUGAGCUUCAAGAAGCCUUCUACUUAAAGGAUAAAGCCUCUGUGAUUAAAAGCAAUUUUUGUAGACAAAGCUACUGGAAUAAAAAUCUUAGACUGAUAUUUUGUUGGAUAAGAGUCUAUCUUUAUUUAUCUUGUAGAUUAAACAUGCUGUGAUGGAUGUAUGCACUUAAAUGUUCUAUUUCUUCAUUUUCACUAAUUCCUAGUAAAAGAAGUUAUUUUAACUGCAUCUAACAGUAGGAUUUCUGAAAUGGUAAGGUUUUUUGAAUGGCUCUUUAUCUCUGGAACUGCUCUGGUACAUGGCAAAAUAUGUUUGCCCUCUGGAACAGCUGCCUGAAUGAUUGAAUCACAAACUAUGAUUUCCAAAGCUUUUCAUCCUUUCAAUUUCAAAAAAAUGUGAGUCCCAAAAUAGCCUGUACACGUGCUUUAUGCCAGAGUUUCUUUUUUUUUUUUUUUUUUUUUGGCUUUUGUUUUGUUUAGGUUUUUUUAAUUAAAAAAAAAAAAAUAAACUAGAGGACAUACAGCAC